AUGUGGCCGUGGGCGGCGGCGGCGGCGGGGGCGGGGCUGCUGGGCGCGGGGCUGCUGCUCGGCCUGGCCGGCCUGGCCCGGCACCUCUGGGCCCUGCGCUGGGCGCUCAGCCGGGACCCCGCCUGCCCGCUGCCCCUCCCGCCGGGCUCCAUGGGGUGGCCCUUCCUCGGAGAGACCCUGCACUGGAUGCUUCAGGUCCGGGGGGGCCCUCCCGGGGGGGGUCAGAGGUCAGGGCUGGCCCGUGCUGAGGGAGGUCCACCCCUGCUGCAGGGCUCCCGCUACCAGAGGUCCCGGCGGCAGCGCUACGGGCCGGUCUUCAAGACACACCUGCUGGGCCGGCCGGUGAUCCGGGUGAGCGGCGCCCAGCACGUGCGCACCAUCCUGCUGGGCGAGCACCGCCUGGUCCGCAGCCACUGGCCCCGCAGCGCCCGCAUCCUGCUCGGACCCCACACGCUCCUCGGCGCCGUCGGGGAGCCGCACCGCCAGCGCCGCAGGGUCCUGUCUCAGGUGUUCAGCCGCUCUGCCCUGGAGAGCUACCUGCCCCCCAUCCAGGCCGCGCUGCGGCGGGAGCUCCGCGGCUGGUGUGGGGCGGCGGGGCCCGUGGCUGUGUUCGCCGCCACCAAGGCGCUGACUUUCCGCAUCGCGGCGCGCGUCCUGCUGGGGCUGCGGCUGGAGGAGCGGCGCUGUGCGGAGCUGGCCCGCACCUUCGAGCAGCUAGUAGAAAACCUCUUCUCCCUGCCGCUGGACCUGCCCUUCAGUGGGCUGCGCAAGGGCAUCCGUGCACGGGACCGGCUGCAUGAGCACAUGGAGGCUGCCAUCGCCGAGAAGCUGCAGGCAGGGCCGGGCCCCGGAGCGGGCCCCAGCGAUGCGCUGGACUUGAUCAUCAUCAGCGCUCGGGAGCAGGGCCGGGAGGUCACCAUGCAGGAGCUCAAGGAGUCGGCGGUGGAGCUGAUGUUCGCAGCCUUCUUCACCACGGCCAGUGCCAGCACGUCUCUGGUCCUGCUACUGCUGCAGCACCCGGCCGCCGUGAGCAGGAUCCGGCAGGAGCUGAGUGCCCACCAGCUGGGCAGGAGGUGCCCCUGCCCCUGCCCUCGCCCCUGCCCCUGCCUGGAGCCGCCCAGGGAUGGGCGAGCCCGGCCGGGUGACCGGCAGCUGGCGGACCCCAGAGACCCCGGGACCUGCCCCCGGCUGUCCGAGGCGGGCCCAGGCCAGGGGCAGAGGGGCUCGGUUGAGACCCCUGCCCACCAAGCCGAGGAGGCCACCUGCCGCUGCCCUCCUGACCUGAGCCUGGACCAGCUGGGCCGCCUGCGCUACUUGGACUGGGUGGUCAAGGAGGUGCUGCGCCUGCUGCCCCCCGUGUCCGGCGGCUACCGCACCGCGCUGCGGACCUUCGAGCUGGAUGGCUAUCAGGUCCCGCAGGGCUGGAGCGUGAUGUACAGCAUCCGGGACACGCACGAGAUGGCCGCCGUGUACCACAGCCCCCCGGACGGCUUCGACCCAGAGCGGUUUGGCCCACGUACGCCGGAGGGAGGCCGGGGCCCCGGCCGCUUCCACUACAUCCCGUUUGGCGGUGGAGUGCGGAGCUGCCUGGGCCAGGAGCUGGCCCGCACCAUGCUCAAGCUGCUGGCCGUCGAGCUGGUGCGCACGGCGCGCUGGGAGCUGGCCACACCCGCCUUCCCAGAUAUGCACACCAUCCCCAUCGUCCACCCGGCCGAUGGGCUGAGGCUGCUCUUCCACCACCUGCCGCCCGACUCCGCCACUGACCCUGAGGCCCCGUGCCCCUGAUCUGCCCACCAGGACAUGCCAGGCCACAAGGACCUGCCGGGCUGGAUCCACUGACCGCCCAGGCCCUGGACAACCUGCUGUUGGACACCCUCUCUUGGAGGCGGAUCCCAAAUGGGCCCAGCAGAUUUCCCUGCACCCUCGGCCAAGCCUCCAGAGCCACUGGAAAAGCCCAAGGGUCUGGGGGAUCGAGGGGUUGGAGGUCCCGGUCCGCUUCAGUGCCUGAGUUCACAGGUGGGGAAGGGCCCGGCCCCAGUCCGGCGUGAGCCCCGGGGUUCAGGGCUGUCCAGGGGAACGCCGAGUAGCCUGCAGUAAGCUGAAAGGCCUCAGCGUUAACACUAAUACUAGCAAUGAUGGAAUUUGCUGAGCGCUUACUAUGUGCCAAGCCCUGUUUUGAGCCCUGGGGUAGU
Molecule: messenger RNA, 2192 nt
Organism: Tachyglossus aculeatus (Australian echidna)
Lineage: Eukaryota; Metazoa; Chordata; Mammalia; Monotremata; Tachyglossidae
Product: cytochrome P450 26C1
Exons: 6
Coding region: 1-1785 (594 amino acids)
Biological process (GO): sterol metabolic process
Molecular function (GO): monooxygenase activity; oxidoreductase activity, acting on paired donors, with incorporation or reduction of molecular oxygen; iron ion binding
Source: RefSeq, a predicted model, not a curated record